This is a messenger RNA of Punica granatum (pomegranate), 1362 nucleotides long. Lineage: Eukaryota; Viridiplantae; Streptophyta; Magnoliopsida; Myrtales; Lythraceae. The record is from RefSeq and is a predicted model, not a curated record.
AAAGUGGAUGCUAGAGGGGAAAUCCUCACUCGCUGCUAACAGUGAAGUCAAUAGCUAAUUUUGCUCUGACCCCGGGCGUUCUCCGUCGCCUUUACUUCAUACUCUUCGAGCACAAAGCAAACAGCCAUUCCCCUUCAUCGAUUCCCUUACUUUCGUUCGCAGACUUUUAACGAUAUGGCUGAGGCAGUUGUCCUGGGCAUUGUCCAGAACAUCCUCGGGACCUUGGCCUCCGACGCUCUCAAGGAGAUCAGGCAGUUCUGGGGAACCAGGGACGAGCUCGAGGCUCUCAGUGGCACGAUCUCGAUCAUCGAGCCGGUCCUGCUCGAUGCCGAGGGGAAGUACGACAAGAUCCCCAAAGUCAAGACAUGGCUUCAGAGGCUUAAGGUUGCUUUCCGCGAUGCGGAGGACCUGCUGGACGAGAUCUCGACUGCUGAGUUGCGUCGCAAGCUGAGGACCGACCCGGUGAGCAAGUUGUUCUCGAGCUGCCUGAACCCGUUUUUUAUGCUGAAAGUGUCUCGUAGAAUCAGGGCCGUUAGACAGAAGAUAGAUUCCAUUGCUAAAGACAGGCAGCUUCUACUCUUGGAGCUGGAGGAGCGUCCUGUCACGGAUGUCCGGGGUGAGACCAGAGGCAGGAGGAGGGAGCUGACGCACUCCUUUAUACUUGACCAAGAGAUUAUCGGGCGAGAUGACAGUAAAAGAGAGAUUGUAGAAGUUUUAUUAGAAAAGGAUGCAGAAGAAGCUGUUUCCGUCAUUCCGAUUGUCGGAAUUGGAGGGUUAGGAAAGACGGCGCUCGCGCAGUGUGUUUUCAACGAUGAAAGGAUCAAGAGCCAUUUCGAGGAAAGAGUCUGGGCCUGCGUGACUGAUGUCUUCGAUGCAAAAGCCAUCAUGAGGCAGAUUAUUGGUUCGGAAGGGAAAAUGGAAAUGGAGAUGGAACAGUUGCAAAAUGAGCUCCGAAGAAGAAUCGAUGGGAAAAAGUACUUGUUGGUCCUAGAUGAUUUCUGGAGUGAGGACCGCCAAAAGUGGUUGAGCCUCAAGACUCUGUUGAUGGGAGGAGCGCGGGGAAGCAAGAUUUUGAUCACUACUCGACUGAAUUUAGUUGCCGAGAUAACUCGCACGGUUCUACGACUGUACUUUUUGAGAGGCUUGUCUGAAGAAAUGUCCCAAGCUUUGUUCAUGAGGAUGGCUUUUAGACAAGGGGAAGACGAAAAAGAUCCCGAGUUCAUCUCCAUGGCUUAGGAGAUAACCGCAAAGUGUAAGGGGGUCCCUCUAGCCAUCAGGUGCUUGGCAAAUUUGCUCUUUGUUAAGAACAAGAAAGAUGACUGGAUGUACAUUAAAGAUCAACAACUCUCGAAGAUAGAUAUC